This is a messenger RNA of Callithrix jacchus (white-tufted-ear marmoset), 9762 nucleotides long. The record is from RefSeq and is a predicted model, not a curated record. NCBI's taxonomy places the organism in Eukaryota, Metazoa, Chordata, Mammalia, Primates, Cebidae.
ACCUCCGCCUGCCGGGUUCAAUCCAUUCUCCUGCCCCAGCCUCCCGAGUAGCUGGGACUACAGGCACCCACCCACCACCAUGCCCAGGUAAUUUUUGUCUUAUUAGUAGAGAUGGGGUUUCACCAUAUUGGCCGGGCUGGCCUCGAACUCCCGACCUCGUGAUCAACCCACCUCAGCCUCCCAAAGCGCUGGGAUGACAGGCAGGAGCCUCCACCCCCGGCUUACAUCAGGCCUCUGUUCUUGCCACACCCCCAGGUUUAUGGGAAUUGGCUGCAUAUGACGUGUAAAGCCAUUCUUGAACCCAUGCUCCAGAGAAAGGCCUUCCCAAUUUCUCCGUCCUUUUUCCCCUCUCCCAGCCUAGAAAAAGGCGUUUUCUCUCUCUCUCUUCUUUCCUUUUUUUUUUUUUUUUUUUUUAGUUUCAUUCUUAUUGCCCAGGCCGAGUGCAGUGGUGGUGCGAUCUCAGCUCACCGCAACCUCCACCUCCCGGGUUCAAGCGAUUCUCCUGCCUCAGCCUCCUGAACAGCUGGGACUUCAGGCACCUGCCACCAUGCCCUGCUAAUUUUUCUGUAUUUUUAGUAGAGACAGGGUUUCACCAUGUUGGCCAGGCUGGUCUCAAACUCCUGACCUCGUGAUCCGCCCGCCUCAGCCUCCUGAAGUGCUGGGAUGACAGGCCUGAGCCACUGCACCUGGCCCAUUUUUUAAAGCUUUAUGUGUUUUUAUAGAUUUAGGGCAUAGAAAUGCGGUUUUGUCACCUUGGAGGCCGUGACACACAGAACGGCAAAUGCAGCCUGUUCUCACUUAUGAGUGGGCGCUGAAUAAUGGGUCCAUGUGGGCACAGAGACUGUCACCAUAGACACAUGGCUGCUUUUUCUACAUGCACCCGCAUCUCCGCUCUCCUUCCGGCUGGAAUUGCAGAAUGGCCAGGCACGGUGGUUCAUGCCUGUAAUCCCAGCACUUUGGGAGGCAGGUGGAUCACCUGAGGUCGGGAGUUCGAGACCAGCCUGGCCAACAUGGUGAAACCCUCUCUCUACUAAAAAUACAAAAAUUAGCUGGGCGUGGUGGCGUGCACCUGUAAUUCCGGCUACUGGGGAGGCUGAGGCAGGAGAAUCGUUUGAACCCCAGAGGCGGAGGUUGCAGUGAGCCGAGAUUGCGCCACUGCACUCCAGCCUGGGGGACAGAGCAAGACUCUGUCUUUAAAAAAAGUAAAAAAAAAAAUUUCAAAAGUGUCAAUAUGGCAUGAACUGUCGUUAAUUCGUUCACGUGUACUGUUGAAAUGGAUGAAUAUGGUUGUCAGAACGCUAUGGUUCAAAUUCCAUGGGCCCCCAGCCGACAGAUGAAGCAAAGGUAUUUUGAAACAUCAUCUAUUCUAUGUGUAAAAUAGCACUGUCUGCAUUUUUGAAACAUUUUAGAUGAAUAUUACACAUGCAUACGGUGGUUCAUGCCUGUAAUCCCUGCACUGUGGGAGGCCAAGGCGGGCGGAUCACGAGGUCAGGAGUUCAAGACCAGCCUGGGCAACAUAGCAAGACCCCAUCUCUGCAAAAAUAAAGCAUUAGUCAGCCUUGGUGGGCACCUGUAGUCCCAGCUACUCAGAAGGCUGGCACAGGAGGACUCAUUGAGCCCAGGAGUUCGAGACCAGCCUGGACAAUGUUGCGAGGGCUUGUCUCUAGCGAAAAUACAAAACCUUUUAAGUUUUUAAACCAGCUGCACAUGGCCGGGUGCAGUGGCUGAGGCCUGUAAUCCCAGCACUUGGGGAGGCAGAGGCAGGAGGAUGACAAAGUCAGGAGUUCGAGACCAGCCUGGCCAACACGGUGAAACCGCGUCUCUACUAAAAAUACAGAACAAUUAGCUGGGCGUGGUGGUGCACCUGUAAUUCCAGCUACUCAGGAGUCUGAGGCAGGAGAAUCGCUUGAACCCAGGAGGAAUAGGUUGCGGUGAGCUGAGAUUGCACCACUGCACUCCAGCCUGGGCAACACAGCAAGACUCCAUCUCAAAAAAAAAGAAAAAAAAUUGCUGAGCAUGGUGUUGAAUACUUGCGGCCCCAGCUACUCGGGAGGCUGAGGCGGGAGGAUCGCUUGAGCCCAGGAGUUCAAGGCUACAGUGAGCAAUGAUUGUGCCACUGCAGUCCAGCCUGGGCGACAGAGUGAGACCCUAUGUCUAAAAGAGAGACCUUCUGUCUCUCAAAAAAUAACUUAAAAAAUACAAUAAAAAAACAGUCAUGAGGGGGCAUAGGACAGACCCCAGCCGUCGGCCACAGCCUUGGAUGUCCAGGUGGCGAUGUCUAGGUGGGCUGGGUUUAGGGUCCCAUUCAGCAGUCCUGCGGCGUCUCCCCGGGGACUGCAGAAGCUGCCGGCGGACAGGCCCCCUGGGGCAGGGGCAGGUGGAGUGGCGUUGCCCAGGUGUCCAGGCUGGAAUGGUCCCCCCACACCUCCCUUCUGGGAACCUGCCUGUCCUCCCUGGCUCUCCUUCCUUCUCACCUGCUGAAGGACAUGAACCCUAUGCUGGUUGCUUCCUCCAAGACACCCCGUCCCUCCCCCAGCCAAGACUCCAGGACACCCCGUCCCUCCCCCAGCCAAGACUCCAGGUCACCCCGUCCCUCCCCCAGCCAAGACUCCAGGACACCCCGUCCCUCCCCCAGCCAAGACUCCAGGUCACCCCGUCCCUCCCCCAGCCAAGACUCCAGGACACCCCGUCCCUCCUCCAGCCAAGACUCCAGGUCACCCCGUCCCUCCCCCAGCCAAGACUCCAAGACACCCCGUCCUUCCUCCAGCGAGUACUCCAGGACACCCCAUCCCUCCCCCAGCCAAGACUCCAGGACACCCCAUCCCUCCCCCAGCCAGGACUCCGGGACACCCCAUCCCUCCUCCAGCCAAGGCUCUGGGUCACCCCAUCCCUACUCGGGCCAAGACUCCGGGUCACCCCGUCCCUACCCUGGCCAAGACUCCAGGUCACCCCGUCCUACCUCAGCCCAGCUUCCUGAGUGUCACACUCACCUGAGUGGUACAGAACCUCCUAGACUUUCUGGCCAACUCUGUGUCCGCCACAUCUCGUCCCCAAAUGCCAGCUGCUGACUGUGUGCAGGCCACGAAUGCCCCUCCCGACACCCUUCUGCCAGACCGUGUCCCAAGGUUGUGGGGGGGGGGUUCCUGCAAUGCCCCUGAGGGUUUAAUGCUACAGUCUCUUCUGUCCACCGCCCCUGUCCUCCCUCCGUCUUUCCAGAUACUCUAGCCUCACGGGGCUCACAGCCCUUCUUUGAACAGGCUGGAGGCAGGGCUGGUCCUGCAGGGUACCUGCAGCUCCUGCUGCUGUUUCUGGGGAGCACCCACCGCUCUGUGCUGCCUCAGAUCUCAAAGACUUCCCCAACCCCCUCCACCCCACAAUUCAGCUCUCCCUCCCGUCCCCUUCUGUCCACAGCGCCCAUCACCUUCUAGCACGUGGGGCUUAAAACCUGGAUGAUGGGUUGGUGGCUCCAACCCCCAUGGCACGUGUGUACCUGUCCUGACACGUGUGUCCCAAAACUUCCAGUAAAAUACGAACAAAAACACAUACUAUACAGCUGCUGUCUAACCGAGUUAUACUCACAGGAGACAGGGACCAGGAAAAUGUGGUGUUGUUUUUCCUGACCGAGUUUUGCUCUUGUUGCCCAGGCUGGAGUGCAAUGGUGUGAUCUCGGCUCACCGCAAACUCCGCCUCCCGGGUUCAAGCGAUUCUCCUGCCUCAGCCUCUGGAGUAGCUGGGAUUACAGGCACCCACUAUCAUGGCCGGCUAAUUUUGCAUCUGUUUUAGUGGAGAUGGGAUUUCUCCAUGUCAGUCAGGCUGGUCUUGAACUUGAGACCUCAGGUGAUUCACCCGCUUUAGCUUCCCAAAGUGCUGGGAUUACAGGUGCACUCCACCACACCCGGCUAAUCUUUGUAUUUUUAGUAGAGACAGGGUUUCACCACGUGGCCCAGGCUGGUCUCGAACUCUCCACCUCAGGUGAUCCGCCCGCCUUGGCCUCCCGAAACGCUGGGAUGACAGGUGUGAGGCACCGCGACCGGCCUUGGUCUGGUUUUGAUGUGGGUGUCCCUGAUGAUCAGUGAUGCUGGCCCUUGUUUCAUACGUUACAUGGUCAGGCUGCGUCCCCACCCAAAACUCAUGUUGAAUUGUAACUCCCACAAUUCCCAUGUGAGAGGUAAUUGAAUCCUGUGGGAGGGCUGGUCUUUUCUCUGCUCUUCUCAUGAUACUGAAAUAGUCUCAUGGGAUCUGAUGGUUUUAUUUAUUUAUUUAUUUUUUGAGACGGAGUUUCACUCUUGUUACCCAGGUUGGAGUGCAAUGGCGCCAUCUCAGCUCACUGCAACCUCCGCCUCCCGGGUUCAAGCGAUUCUCCUGCUUCAGUCUCCCGAUUAGCUGGGAUUACAGGCGUCUGCCACCAUGCCGGGCUAAUUUUUUGUAUUUUUAGUAGAGAUGGGGUUUCUCCAUGUUGGCCAGGCUGGUCUCAAGCUCAUGACCUCAGGCGAUCCACCCGCCUCAGCCUCUUAAAGUGCUGGGAUUACACAUGUGAGCCUGAGCGCAGCUGAGAUAUGAUGGUUUUAUAAAGGGCAGUUCCCCUGCACACAUUCCCUUGCCUGCCGCCAUAUAAGACAUGCCUUUCAUCCUCCUUGACUUCCAACAUGAUUGCGUGGCCUCCCCGGCCAUGUGGAACUGUGAGUCCAUUAAAUCUCUUUUUCUCUCUUUUUGUUUUGAGAUGGAGUUUUGUUCUUGUUGAACAGGCUGGACUGCAGUGGCACGAUCUUGGCUCACUGCAACCUCCGCCUCCCGAAUUCAAGGGAUUCUGCAGCCUCAGCCUCCCAAGUAGCUGGGAUUACAGGUGUGAGACACUGUGCCUAAUUUUUUUUUUUUUUUAAUUUUUGGUAGAGAAAGGGUUUCACCAUGUUGGUCAGGCUGGUCUUGAACUCCUGACCUCAGGUGAUCUGCCGCCUCGGCCUCCCAAAGUGCUGGGAUGACAGGUGUGAGCCGCCGCGCCUGGCUAAAGUCUGUUUUCUUUAUAAAUGACACAGUCUUGGGGAUGUGUUUAUCAAUAGCAGGAAAACGGACUGAUAGACAUGCCUCCUAGCCACGUGCGUGUCUUCUUUUGAAGCGUGUCUGUUCGUGAGCUUUGGAAAAGGCUCCCCUCCGACACGACUGUGUUCUCAGCCCUUCUCAAUCCCUAAGGCAAUCGCCUUAACUGAGAUCCCUGCGAAAUCCGACAGCAGCAGGCAGGGACUUGAUCUCCUGAGUCACUGUGGGGUUACAUUAAGCACAUGGGAUCGGAGGCCAGCCCCUUCUGUCCCCUGGUAAAGUGCCCCCGAGGAUGCUUCAUUGCCCUAAACUUCAAGGACAUGCUAAUUUAUUAUUUAUUUUUAUUUAUUAUUUAGUUAUUUUGGAGACAGAGUCUCACUCUGUUGCCCAGGCUGCUGCGAUCUCGGCUCACUGCAACCUCCACCUCCCGGGUUCAAAUGAUUCUCCUGCUUCAGCCUCCUGAGUAGCUGAGAUUAUUGGCACACGCCACCACGCCCGGCUAAUUUUUGUAUUUUUAGUAGAGAUGGGGUUUCACCGUGUUAACCAGGUUGGUCUCCAUCUCCUGACCUCAAGUGAUCCUCCUGCCUUGGCCUCCCGAAGUGCUGGGAUGACAGAUGUGAGCCACCACGCCCGGCUAAUUUUUGCAGUGGUGCGAUCUCGGCUCACUGCAACCUCUGCCUCCCGGGUUCAAAAGACUCUCCUGCCUCAGCCUCCCAAGUACCUCGGAUGACAGGGGACAGCCAUCAUGUCCAGCUAAUUUUUGUAUUUUUAGUAGAGAUAGGUUUUCAUCAUGUUGCCCAGGCUAGUCUCGAACUCCUGACUUUAACUGAUCCACCCGCCUCAGCCUCCCAAAGUGCUGGGAUUACAGACACGUGCCACCACGCCAGGCUAAUUUUUGUACUUUUAGUAGAGACAGGGUUACGCCAUGUUGCCCAGGCUGGUCUCGAACUCCCGACCUCAGGUGAUCUGCCCACCUCAGCCUCUUACAUUGCUGGGAUGACAGGCUUGAGCCACCAUGCGCGGCCAAGCCUGUACUUAUAUCCUUCCCCUAGAAAAUCACUCUGGGUAUAUUACACUCCACUUUCUAUCCAACCACAAAACAAACAGGCAUUCUUGACAAGAUGGAGCUGAGCUCAUACUAUGAACCUUUUCUUCACCCCCCACAACAUGACACAUGUCCUCAGAAAUGGGGCAGAGACCUGCCACGGUCACAUUUUAAUUAUAUGCAGGCAUUUCAAUUGUCCAAAUAAAAGUUGCAAGACGUCUAGGCUGAAGUGGGACGAUUUUUUUUUUUUUUUUGAGGCAGAGUCUCACUCUGUCAACCAGGCUGGAGUGCAGUGACGCAAUCUCUGCUCACUGCAACCCCCCGCCUCCCGAGUUCUAGCGAUUCUCCUACUUCAGUCUCCCAAGUAGCUGGAAUCCUAGCUGUGCGCCAUCAUGCUCUGCUAAUCUUUUUGUAUUUUAUGUAGAGAUGGGGUUUUGCCAUGUUGACCAGGCUGGUCUUGAACUCCUGGCCUCAGGUGAUUCACCCGCCUCGGUCUCCAAAAGUGCUGGGAUUAUAAGCCACCGAACCGUCCAGUGGGAGGAUCCCCUGAGGUCAGGCGUUUGAGACCAGCCUUGGCAACGUAGUGAGACCCCCAUAUGUACAAAGAAUUGAAAAAUUAGCCAGGUGUGGUGGCUCACACCUGUAAUCCCGGCACUUUGGGAGGACGAGGCGGAUGGAUCACUUGAGGUCAGGAGUUUGAGACCAGUCUGACCAACAUGGUGAAAUCCUAUCUCUACUAAAAACCUGAAAAAUGGCUGGGCGUGGUGGUGCAUGCCUGUAAUCCCAGCUAUCCAGGAGGCUGAGGCAGGAGAAUUGCUUGAACCCAGGAAGUGGAGGUUGCAGUGAACGGAGAUCUUGCCAUUGCACUCCAGCCUGGGGUGACAGAGUGAGAUUCUGUCUCAAAAAAAAGAAUGGGUCUCAGUAUGUUUCCCAGGCUGGGCUGCUGACAUUUUGCUAUUGGUCUUCCAGCCUCUGGAACUGUGGGAGAACUGGGUUUUGAGCCAGCCAGUUAGUGGAAAUUCACAGGAGCCCCACAAAUGAACACAGAACCUGUUCAAUCCCUAAGACGAUUACUUCGGGCUCGUGACCGCUGAGCUUAUUGGUUUGGGAUGAGUUCUCCACCCGAUGACUCAAGGAUUCAUGGAGAUUAUUUAGGGCUGCAGAAACGUACGCAAGAAGCCAGGGAAUUCCCACACGCUUCCUGAUCCCCUAAUAAGCUUAAUGGAAAUUUCUGGAGCGAUCUGUGUUUGUUUCAUUACUGGGCAGCUGGCAGGGAGCUUCAGGCAGCCUCCGUGAGCAGGUGGCUGGCAGGCUGUUACCAGCUUGGUAGCAGGCUCCGUGCGCCUUGAAGCAAACAUUGCGGGGACUCCGGAGGCCACUGCUGGAUUGCAGAGAACAUGAGUUCCUCGGAGGAUCACUGCUAUCGCCUCCUCACUGACUACGCAAACGGCUUCAUGGUGUCACAGGUUCUCUUUGCUGCCUGUGAGCUGGGAGUGUUUGACCUCCUCGCAGAGGCCCCAGGGCCCCUGGCCGUGGCUGCCGUGGCUGCAGGAGUGGGAGCCAGCUCCCACGCCAUGGAGCGCCUGCUGGACGCCUGCGUGUCCCUGAAGCUGCUGGAGGUGGAGAUGAGGGGAGGACAAGCUUUCUAUGGGAACACGGAGAUGUCCAGAGUCUACCUGAGCAGGGUCAGCCCGACCUCACAGUGCAGUAUGCUGCUGUACAUGGCCAGGACCACUUACCAUUGCUGGGGCCACCUGGCACAGGCUAAGGGCAAGAACCAGUAUCUGCGGACCUUCGGAGUUCCCGCAGAAGAGCGUUUUACAGCCAUCUACCGGUACUCCGUCACUUCAAAACCAACUCACGUGUGUUUAUUUGGCCGGAUGCGGGGUCUCACGCCUGUAAUCCCAGCACUUUGGGAGGCCGAGGUGGGUGGAUCACCUGAGGUCGGGAGUUUGAGACCAGCCAGGCCAACCUGGAGAAACCCCAUCUAUACUAAAAAUACAAAAAUUAGCUGGGCGGUGACAGCCACGGAGAGCUGGGACCCGCCUGUGAGCACGUCCAGCUCAGAUAUCUCGGUGAAAGUACAAGGACGUAGAAUGUCCUACGUGCCUGUGAGCUCGGCGUGUCUAACAGCUACGGUUCCCCCGUCUCCAGUCACUUAUCUCUCUGUGUCACAUGCAAGGCUGCCAGGCGCACCCACGUGGCACAAGUAUGCAAGACUGCCAGGAGCACCGGCGUGGCACACAGCUCUGUUCUUGGCAGGGGUUCUCCACGUCUCUGCUCUGGACGCUUGCCUGAAUCUUCGCCACCUUUUACAAGCUUGCUUCUGCACAGCAGGUCCGAGGGGCGAGCGAGUGCAGUUCAUGCAAGCUCUGCUGGAGGUGUGGAGCGUGCACGGAAGCGUGCUCACCGCGUUCGACCUGUCUCUGUUCCCGCUCGUGUGCGACCUCGGUGCUUGUAAGAUUUCCGUUGAGACAUCUGCUAGGUCAAGGUCCCCCUUGCCUGGGGAGGAGCUUGGGAAGAAAAUCACCGAGAAGGAGCACGGGCCGGAGCUGUCUGUGGUCCUCCUUGGACUUCGUGUACCUGGGCCUUGCCACGGCGCCCUUCAUACCUGUUGGCCGUGCUUGGCUGGGCCGCUGCGCCAGCCACAAGAUCACACGGUAACUCAGCGUCCACGUGGGUCAGCGCAGCCAGGAAGACCAGACGAGUUCAGGGGCCCGCAGGCAGUCACGUUACCAUCCAUCCCAGACACGGCGGACGGACCCAGUGUCCCAGGUGGGGCUGGGGCUCUGGCCAAGCAGUGCCUUUGUCUGUACCCUGGAUGUCACAUCACCGUUUUUGACCUCCCAGAAGUGGUGAGGACGGCAGAGGAGCACCUCUCACUCCCGGAGGAAGAGCAGAUCGGCUUCCAGGAAGGGGAUUUCUUCAAAGACCGUCUUCCGGAAGCAGACUUGUACAUCCUGGCCAGGAUCCUCCACGACUGGGCGGAUGGAAAAUGCUCACAGCUGCUGGAGAGGGUCUACCAGUCUUGCAAGCCGGGUGGUGGCAUUCUAGUCAUUGAAAGCCUCCUGGAUGAAGACAGGCGAGGUCCUCUCCUCACGCAGCUCUACUCUCUGAACAUGCUUGUGCAGACGGAAGGCCAGGAGAGGACACCCAGCCACUACCAUGAGCUCCUGUCUUCUGCUGGCUUCAGAGACUUCCAGUUUAAAAAAACGGGGGUGAUUUAUGAUGCCAUUUUAGCCAGGAAAUAACUUUCCUUGUCAUCGGAAAUGACCAUCUGCUGGGAAAAGGUCUUGACAUACGUGUGAUGGGUUGUAUAUUGUUUACUGAGAAACGGUGGCAAGAAACUCCGUGUGUCCCAGGCAGAAAACUGUUCAGAGUGUUCUAGAAGACUGAACUGUAUGUGCUGGUCAUGCACUUGCUAAACCAACUCCCGAAACACUGGAUACAUGAUCUUGUCCCCAUUGGCGACUGGCAGAGUGCUUUCUGGCUUAUUUCUAUUUUACUAGUGAACACGCCCUAUCUGCCUGUUGAGUCUCUUUAUUCUGUGAAGGAAUAUUGAGCACCUGCUUAUUAAAAAUGAUCACCUGUUCUCAAAAGCAUAAAUACAUGGGUGAGAGUCUGCUCUGUGCUGUCAGCUGGGAGAUGCUGUCAGCCCCCCUGAUGUCACACUCUGAUUGCCA